GAUACUGAUAUUCAAAAUGCUACAUUGGACGAGAAUGCUAUGGAUGCUGAGAUGGACGAUGGAGAAACGAAUACCGAAGCCAGGGCCGCUACACUACUUGCACCAACUCCUGUCAAGUCGCAAUCUAGUGGUCGAUGGAAAGGUUCAUCUAUGCAACAAAAGAAUAAGCGAUCAAAAGCAAAUCCAAAACGCCGAGGAGAGCACGAAAUGGAGGGUUCUGAGGAUGAGGAGCAGGAGCAGAGGUCGGAUGGGGAAGGAGUGCCGGUGGUAGAAGUAAAUUGGAAAGUCAGGGGUCCCCUACAUGUCGAAUCGUCCUCGAGAACGACAGGGGAUCAUGUCGAAACAGAGGAAGGCCUACAGGAUCAUGAAGACGAAAAUUUCCAACUUCAGCCAGCAGGUCAACUGUUAUGGAUGGGUCGCCAACCUCAAGAAGAGGACGAAGAGAUGGAGCAAGAAGAGAUCAAUAUAGACGUACCACCGGAGUUAAGGGAAGUGCUCGAGCUCUCGCCAUCGAAACCGAGGAGAACAGACGAGGAAGUGCUCGAAGAUCUAUUCUCAGGUAAAGGUGACCGUACAAAGAGAGCAGAGGUGUGGACGGCGGGUGACUUUGACGAGGAUGCGGAUUCAGAGGAAUGGGAUGGGGAUGCCGUCGGUUGGUGGGAGGCGGAACUAUGA
This is a messenger RNA of Acaulospora colombiana, 675 nucleotides long. Lineage: Eukaryota; Fungi; Glomeromycota; Glomeromycetes; Diversisporales; Acaulosporaceae. The record is from the annotation of a GenBank genome assembly.